Messenger RNA from Maudiozyma saulgeensis, 984 nucleotides. The record is from the annotation of a GenBank genome assembly. NCBI's taxonomy places the organism in Eukaryota, Fungi, Ascomycota, Saccharomycetes, Saccharomycetales, Saccharomycetaceae.
AUGGCUCGUCCCUCAAUCAAAGAAUAUUUAGCAUCUAACCCUGGAAAGGUUCUUGUGUUAGAUGGGGGUCAAGGUACUGAAUUAGAAAAUAGAGGCAUUGAUGUCGCAAACCCUGUAUGGUCAACUGUCCCUUUUAUUAGUGAUUCAUUUUGGUCAGACAAAUCAUCCAUGGAUAGACAGAUUGUCAAGGGAAUGUUCAAUGAUUUCUUAGCCGCAGGUGCAGAGAUCUUAAUGACCACAACUUAUCAAACUAGUUUCAAAUCCGUCUCUGAAAAUACCCCUAUAAAGACUGUUGAUGAAUAUAACACUUUAUUGAACCAUAUUGUACAAUUUUCUCGUGAUUGUAUUGGUGAAGAGAAAUUUUUAAUUGGUUGUAUUGGACCUUGGGGUGCUCAUGUUUGCGCAGAAUUUAAUGGUGAUUACGGUGAACAUCCAGAAAAUAUAGAUUAUUAUCAAUAUUUUAAACCCCAACUGGAUAAUUUUUUCCAAAAUGAUAACUUAGAUUUGAUCGCAUUCGAGACUAUUCCAAAUAUUCAUGAAUUGAGAGCUAUAUUAUCAUGGGAUGAAUCCAUAUUAUCAAAACCUUUCUAUAUUGGUCUGUCUGUUCAUGAAAAUGGCCUCUUAAGAGAUGGAUCUACUAUGGAAGACGUUGCACAACUGAUUAAAUCACUUGGCGAUAAAAUAAAUCCAAAUUUAUUGCUAUUAGGUAUCAAUUGUGUUAGUUUCAAUCAUUCUCCUGAUAUCAUGGAAUCAAUACAUAAGCAAUUGCCUAAUAUACCACUUAUCGCCUAUCCAAAUAGUGGUGAAGUUUACGAUACUGUUAAGAAGAUCUGGUUACCAAACAGUCAUCCAACUUUUACUUGGGAUGCUGUAGUUAAAAGAUAUAUUGAUGCAGGUGCAAGAAUCAUAGGUGGUUGUUGUAGAACAACCCCUGAUGACAUAAAACAAAUUGCAACUGCAGUUAAAAAAUACUCUAAGAACUAA